Gastrolobium bilobum is the source of this 1308-nucleotide messenger RNA. Its product is annotated as protein LIKE COV 2-like. The record is from RefSeq and is a predicted model, not a curated record. Bases 192 to 968 code for a protein of 258 amino acids. The transcript has 7 exons. Gene Ontology annotation, cellular component: Golgi apparatus. Lineage: Eukaryota; Viridiplantae; Streptophyta; Magnoliopsida; Fabales; Fabaceae.
AGAAAUAGCCACGUCAGUGGUGAGUGGUGGUGACGUUAACAUUUCUUCUGAUUCUUGGGGAUGCGAUUGAAGCGGUGAGGCCAGUGAGUGUUGCUUAGUAUCCAAGACAAUAAUAUAGGAAUAGGAAGCGAAAUCAAGCUUCGAUGAUUGGUAUUGUUAUCGUCAGAAACGGAAGUGCGUGAAGAGUGAAGAUGGCAGAAGAAAAAGAAUCAACGUCAAUUCCUCUGAGUCAAUCUGACAAUGCCUCUUGUGAAGAUCCCGAAGAUCCAGCCAAGUCUCCCCCAACCUCUCCCAAUUCCUCUACUCGCAGGGCUUGCUGCUUUGUUCUCCAGAGUUGGGUCUCCAAGAAAUUUAUGACUGGAUGCGUAGUUCUUUUUCCGGUUGCAGUUACCUUUUUUAUCACUUGGUGGUUUAUUCAGUUUGUUGAUGGUUUCUUUAGUCCAAUAUACUCCAGGCUUGGCUUUGACAUCUUUGGACUUGGUUUUGUUACAACGUUAGCUUUUGUAUUUCUUAUUGGUGUUUUUGUUUCAUCAUGGAUGGGUGCCACUGUGUUCUGGAUUGGAGAAUGGAUAAUAAAGCAAAUGCCCCUUGUUAGGCAUAUAUACUCUGCAUCCAAGCAGAUUAGUGCUGCAAUAUCUCCAGAUCAAAAUACCACUGCCUUUAAAGAAGUAGCAAUUAUUCGUCACCCACGUGUCGGUGAAUAUGCUUUUGGCUUUAUUACAUCAUCUGUUACUCUACAGAAAGAUGAUGAAGAUGAAGAGCUAUGUAGUGUUUUUGUCCCUACAAACCAUCUGUAUAUUGGCGAUAUAUUUUUGGUUAACUCCAAAGAGAUUAUAAGACCAAAUCUUUCUAUUCGAGAAGGCAUAGAAAUCAUUGUUUCUGGGGGAAUGACUAUGCCACAGUUGAUAUCUCCAAUGGAAAGGGUUGCUCGGCCGAGCGAGAGAAUCUCUUUGAACAGAAUUGGUUAAAGGAGAGAAUCUCUUUGAACAGAUUUGGUUAAAGGAAUGGACGUGCAGUUGAUAUCUCGGUUAUGUGGCCGCAAAACAGAAUCUGAUUCGUGUGGUGAUGGAAACUAUAGUCUGAACCGCCUUAUGAUGGAAUUUGUAUACGAAAAUUGUUGUUUAGUAUUUACAGUUUCCCUUCUAUGUUUAAACGAGAGUAAGAUACCAUGUGAUAAUGUAAUUUUUAUAAUCUUAACAUUUCCUUCUUUUGGAUUCUACUUCUCUCUUUCCACCCAUCCCCAAAGUCUGACACAUGCGAAUAUAUGUUUGAAGGGCUACAUGUCUUUUGGUCAUUCAUUAGUCAUUU